Dacryopinax primogenitus is the source of this 507-nucleotide messenger RNA. Its product is annotated as Sedlin. Gene Ontology annotation, biological process: endoplasmic reticulum to Golgi vesicle-mediated transport. Gene Ontology annotation, cellular component: cytoplasm; nucleus; TRAPP complex. The coding region runs from base 1 to 507 and encodes 168 amino acids. The transcript has 3 exons. NCBI's taxonomy places the organism in Eukaryota, Fungi, Basidiomycota, Dacrymycetes, Dacrymycetales, Dacrymycetaceae. The record is from RefSeq and is a predicted model, not a curated record.
AUGAACGCACAGAAUCGACUGACCAUCAAUGCUGUCGCUCUCAUAUCGCCCUCCAACUCACCCAUAAUAGUACACACUUACAGGUCACAUCCCUCUUCCCUCAAAUAUCACUUCGUCGCUCAUACCGCACUCGACAUUAUCGAGGAACGUCUCGCAACCGGUACAGAUUGUUACCUUGGACUUCUUCACACACUCGAAGAUCAGGCUGUGUACGGCUACGUAACCCCAACACGCAUACGAAUCGUCAUAUCCCUCGCCCUCACCGACACCCUCGUUCGAGAUGCAGACGUGAUCACGACAUUUAAAUCCCUACACACCGCCUAUGCCCGAGCUCUGGCUAACCCAUUCCUACCCGCAAGAGGCACUUUACUCUCUCCUGCCGCUGAACAACAGAACGGGACUGGUCCAAACCCACUCGAUUCAUCCUCCCUUCUAGUGGGUAGCAAAGCACUCCAGCGAAGAUUAGUAGAGAUCGGUGAUGCUCUUGGUGUUGACGAACAUAGCUGA